Messenger RNA from Saprolegnia parasitica CBS 223.65, 5272 nucleotides. RefSeq lists its product as hypothetical. Bases 1 to 5256 code for a protein of 1751 amino acids. The transcript has a single exon. The record is from RefSeq and is a predicted model, not a curated record. Lineage: Eukaryota; Oomycota; Saprolegniomycetes; Saprolegniales; Saprolegniaceae.
AUGCCACCGACGGUCGUGGCGCUGCCGCCGUCGCGAUGGGACGCUGUCGUUGAGCUCUGUGGUGCCGCAUACCUCGUGGUAUCCAUUGGCGCGAGCGUCGCAGCGCUCCUCGUGAUCCGGCCGUACAUGACCAACGACUUUUUCUGGGCCGGCUUUGGUUCGUCCAACACGUCCAGGGGCCUCUUGACGGUCUUUGAGACGCAGCUCACCCUCACGCCGCACCUGCCGGAACUCGACCUCUCCGGUGUCUCGCUCGCCCCGUCCGUUGGUCUCAACCCAGCGUACGCGCGCCUGAUCUUCUACCGCGACCUCGCUACAAUCGAAGCCGGGGUUGCCGGCCUCGCGCGCCUCGACGUGGCCAAAGUCACAUACCUCAUGGCGCCCUACUGCUGGGUAGACUUGGAAAAGCACUGGGAAAUGGCGCACACACUGAAGCGCCAAGCGCGGUGUGCGACCCGGUAUGCAGCCAACGGCGCAGUGCACCUCGAAGCGAUUCUGCGCAACAUCGACUUGGCGGCGUGGCUCGUGCAAAAUGCCGCGCGCUUUGAAGCCCGCAUCGCUGGUCCGAUUGCGGUGACGCCUCAUGGUGCCACGUGGCGGCAACAGCUCUACGCGCACGUCCGUCUCGCAGUCGCCGACGAAGUCGCGGUGUGGCGAUCGCACAACCUCACAGAGUUUCAUCUGCAGUACGCCAACUACGUCGGCCUCGGCGUGCAAGAAACCAUAUACAUCACCAACGCGAUGGGGUAUGCACUGCCAUGGCGCAUCAAGACGCUUCCGAGCAUGGCCGUGACGAGUGUCUGGAGCACCGCGUCGAUCUUUGCGCCGCUCGAGUACGACCUUGUCGGGAUCGCGGCGGGUGAGAGCCUCGUCCGCAACACGACCAACUUUUGGGCCGACAUCAACCCGAGCGAAAUUGAAGUCUUCAACGUCGGCGAUCCCUUGGCGCCGGUGAAUCAAGCGCUGCACGACCAGAUCGGACCGCUCAUGUCGAUCGAUCUGCGCUGGGUCGCCCCUCCGCCAUCGCUUCUUGCUAGUGUGGGCGCCAUGCGAACCGGCGUUCUAGCCGCGUUGCGCCGUCGCGACGCUACGUUUACAGGGCUUUGGGAUGCGAUCCCAUCCUCCCCCGUGACACCGACGCCUCUGGCGUGGCGUGACCCAGCAUGGGCCUUUCUUGGCGGCAACCCCAUGUGCUACAGUGGCAUGCCGUUGUCGUUUGUGCAAGAGACGUUUGGCUUUGACGAUGCCUGCGGCACCCAGCAGCCCCUGACGCUACUCACGUCACCGUUUGGCGCUCUCUUUGCGGUCGCCAUGGAAGCAGACAAUUCGGUUUGUCGCACGACGCUGCCAGAGCACCAAGUGGAGGCGUGUUUAAAGCAGUUUGCAGCCGCCUCGGCAGCGUGGCGGCACCUUCAGCUCGCUAUACCUCGAAUCGAACCCAUCGACGUUGACGCUGCCUACAUUCAGUUUACAACACCAGCCACCGCGCCGGGCAACGUAACGAUGGUCACUCAGCGGCUACUGGCGUCGGAUUGGGCGUACUUUGGCUGGAUGAGUGUGUACAACUGGGCGGUGAACGAGAAGGAAGUCGUGUCCUUCGAAGGCGAUGUUCAAACGCUCCGCCUGAUGUCGUACGCGUACGCGCCAAUGGCGCGCCCGGAGCCAUCACUGCGCUCGAGUCUGGCCGUGUACUUGGCGUACUGUGCUGCUGUUGUCACCGUUGGACUCGCGGGCGUUGCCAUUCUCAUGCUUCUCGUCGCGUGGUCCGCACGGUCCCGACGCAGUCCGUGGCUAGGCUUCAACUGCGUCGUCGGGUCGGUCUGGCUGAAUCGCAAUCUGCUCACGUGUCGCGCCAUGACAGCUGCGAUUUGCUUGGCCACUGCGCAGUAUGGGCCGUCCGAUCCAACGUUCCCAACCUUUGGGCUCGAGCCGCAACCAAAGUCGCUGCUUCUGUCGGGGCUUCUUGCCAGCGACGUCACAUGGGCCACGGUGAUCGCCCAUGAGGCACUGCAGCCGCUGGCGCCGGAGCGGCAUCGCUCGGCGCUGUGGCCCAGCGUAGCACUCACGUGGCUGCUUUUGCUGCUUCUCGACCAGUUGGCGCCGGUCGAAGCAACGGCGUCCAUUGCGCGAUCGUGCUACAGCGUCAACAUGGCCACCAUGGUGUACUGCGACAGCGGCGUCGUGACACUCGGGUCGUAUCCUCGCCUUGUGCUGCUCGGUGCCGGCAGCCUCUUCGUGCCACUUGCAGUGACGAUGUCGCGCUUCUGGACGACCCGAACCGAUGCCUCCCCCGGCCUUCUCUACACCUCCGCCUGCCUUGUCGGGCUCCGCGCCCACGACGUUGUCGACAGUGUUCCCAAGAACGCGAUUGCGCGUCUCAUGUGCGGCUUUGUCUCGGUGCGCUGGCGAGGUCACUGGACGACGUUCGACACCAAGCUAUGGCGCACCGUGCCGUCCGAAACCCAACUCGCGUCGGUGGUGCCAGUCGCGUCAGUGGUGCCAGUUGCGUCAGUGGUGCCAGUCGUGUCGGCGGUGGUACACCUUUCCUCCAUGCGCCCGCAGCGACCGUCGAUGCGGCUUUCGUUUGCGAUCGCGAAGCACGCGCGGCGCUGGUCGUGGCACGGCGUAUCUCUUGUCGCGGGGGUGACCUACAUGGUCUUUACACUCCUCGGCAACGUGACCUACCUCUCGCUGAUUCAAGCGUCGCUCGCCAACGACUAUUACGUCGCCGGCUUCAACAGCAGUGGCAUGCACGCGUACCUGGCCAACGUCGUGAACCGCGAGCUUGUGUUCACGUCAUCGGGGACCGUCGCCCUCGACGACGCGAGCCGCGGCGACAUCAACCAGCGCUACGAUAGCGAGGCCAGUUUGAUUCAAUGGGGCGCGACGCUGAGCAACCGGCUGCUGCUGGACCCGAGUGGCGUCGCUUUGGAGAGUGUCGUCCGCGACUUGCGGUCGAUGGACCCGUGUCGGCUGCCGUGGAUCGCAACGCAGUACUGCUGGCUCGACUUGGAUCGCAACUGGGCCAUGGCCAGCACAGGAGCGCGGCAAGCACGCUGCGAAGCGACAAUGGCAGAAAACGGCGCCGUGUACUUGGAAGCCCCGCUGCGCAACCUGAACGACUGGGCUGUGUGGCAACGCUGUUGGGGCCAUUCGUUCGAGAUUGGCUUCGUCGAUUACCUCCGUACGCUGCAAGCUGGCCAGACGUGGCUCCAGCGUGUCCAAGCCGUAGCCACGUCGAUUGACGACGAAGCAGCGUUCUGGCGACGCCACGGCCUCACCACGUAUGCGCUGCAGUGGCAAAACUACAAGACACUGGGCUUGACACAUGCGUUUAACAUCAGAAAUGCGCUCGGGGUGACGUAUGCGCUGUCGCUGGGGGAUGUGAUUGGCCGCUUCCACCCGACGCAGCAGACGUCGAUGCGCGCCUAUUGGACGCUGGCCAGCGACCUCUGGGCCGUCGCGACCAAUGCGAGUGGCAUCGGCGGGCGCAGCCUUCUAGCCGCGAGUCCCGCGUUUGCCUCGUCGAAUGUAUCGGGCGUGGCGCUCUUGACUCGCAAUUUGACGCUGCCGAGUCCACUCCGGAGCGGCUUGGUGUCGUUUACAAGUCGUGUGGGCCCCUUUAACGCCGUCGACGUCGUGUACGUGCCCGUACCUGCCGUUGCGAGUCAGCUCUUCGCGACAUUGACGCAGUCGCUCGCGACACUCGUGCUGCAAAAUGGCGAGGCGCGCAAUCGGUUCUACGACUUGGCGAUUCCGAGUUCGAUCUUUCACGCCCCCGGAGUGCUCAUCGACGACGCGUCGGCCGUCGUCGUUGGCGGCAACAUUCUCUGCGGCAACGACAACGCGGCGUACCCUGCCUCGGUCGCGUUGUACAAGCUCUUUGGCACGGAUGGACUCUGCUUUGUCAACUUCGCCGAGCAGAUCUACCCAACGACCCAAGAAAUGGUGAUCGCGCUCGCCGUUCACGAAGGAACGUCGUCGCCGACGGUGCCAGCGGUUCGUAUUUGUCGCCUCAACAACGCCGCCGCCGCAUCGUGCAUCUCGACGUACGUCACAUUGUCGGAGUUUCUCGCCGACCAUGCGUCGAUCUUUCAAGCGCCGCCGUUGCUGUCGCUGGCGGCGGCGGCCAAAGCAAGCGUAUCGACGCUGAACGUCCAGCUCACGCAGUACGUCGACUACAACGACGGUCGUGGCGCUGUGCUCUUCAGCCUCCCGCUUUUCGACGCGGGCGAUCCCGCGUGGGCUUUCUACGGCUGGUGCUACGUCUACGAGUGGGCGACUGGCGGGCGCGAAGUCGUUCGCUUUGAAGGUGACGAAGGCGCGGUCACCGCCAUGUCGCACUACACCGUUCCUCAGAGCAUCGCACCGGACCCGGCGACGAUCCCGGCCAGCUUCGCAGCCUUUUGCCAAUAUGCCGUUCUGUACGUCACACUUGUGCUCAUUGCAACGUCCGGGCUCGUGGCGAUUAGCGUGGUCUACUGCCGCGGCCGCAUCGAGGGCCUCAACUUUUUCUGCGUCAACCGGCUCAUCGGGCUCGUCUGGGUCGGUCGCACGCUCCUCGUGCUCCGAACGAUAACGGCGCUGAGUCUCUUGAGCACGGUGCCGCUGGCGCUGGUCCGCGUCGGCGGCGCCACAAGGCUCGUCACGCCCGCCGUGCCGUGGUACAAGACGAUCCUCGCCGCGUCCGAAGUCACAUGGCUGGUCUACGUCCUCAACGACGUCUUGAGCUGCGUCACGCUCGCACACACGGCCUCGUAUGCGUUCAAGAGCUCUAACCUCGCAUGGCUCCUCGUUGCGAUCUGGUCGUAUGCGCAGCCGCAGCGCGCUUCCUUUCUCUUGCAGCGCGACUGCAUCCGCGUCGACAUGGACGCGGGCCUUGUCUGUGUCGCCGGCACCAUCGAGGUCGGUAGCUGGGCGCGCCUGCAGUUGGCCGUGCUGCUGGCCGCCGGUUGUGUUGUCGGGUGCUACCUCUACGAUCGGUGGCGGUCUCGGACGCAAGCGUGCGCAAAUAUGGCCUCGGCGUUAUCCCUGAACGCACAGAGUGUGUACCUCCUACAACUCGAUCGCUGGACGCACGACGGCGAGACGUACUUGGACACGACGUCCGCGAUCCUCGCGGGCCUCUUGGUGCUCGAGGUCCACGGACACUGGUGUAUCUUUGACAUCAAAACCUGGCGCUUCUUCCGCCGACCCCGGUGCCCGAGUCCGACGCCGCAAUUUGCAUUCGCGGUGCCUCUGCGCGACCUCAGCUAACACAAACAAAAAGGAG